This is a messenger RNA of Aspergillus ibericus CBS 121593, 1966 nucleotides long. RefSeq names its product putative sugar transporter. Gene Ontology annotation, molecular function: transmembrane transporter activity. The record is from RefSeq and is a predicted model, not a curated record. The transcript has a single exon. Gene Ontology annotation, biological process: transmembrane transport. Lineage: Eukaryota; Fungi; Ascomycota; Eurotiomycetes; Eurotiales; Aspergillaceae. The coding region runs from base 139 to 1710 and encodes 523 amino acids.
CCUCGCAGCUCCCCUGAAUGUGUUGCUCUCCGAGCUUCACCUGCCCCAAUCCACGGCUGGGAUGCGACCAGAGGACUGCGCCCGAUAAGCUUCACCUUCCACCCCGCUUUGGCCAACCGUGCGGCCUCCGAGCUAACCAUGCCGGCCUCAUUCAAGCCGGAUGAGACGGACCCGGUGUUGUCGACGCUGGAGUCGACGCCUGCUCCCCCAGAGCCCAAUGCUGCGGCGGCCUCGUACCGCUACAAGGCAGAUCUGCUCAACCGCGCCAUCCAAGACAUUGGGAUGGGAAGGUACCAAUGGCAGCUGUUUGGCGUCAUCGGGUUCGGCUGGGCCAGCGACAACCUGUGGCCCAUCGUCACCUCCCUCAUCCUCGUCCCCGUGUCCUAUGAAUUCCAUGUCGCGCAGCCUCCGUUGCUCUCUCUGGCCCAGAACAUUGGUCUACUGGUCGGUUCUCUGUUCUGGGGCUUCACCUGCGAUUUAUUCGGUCGCCGAUGGGCCUUUAACCUCACCAUCGCCAUCACCGCGGUCUUUGGCCUGGUCGCGGCCGGCUCGCCGUCCUUUGCCGUCGUGGGCCUCUUUGCCGCGCUGUGGUCUUUUGGUGUCGGAGGCAACCUGCCAGUCGACUCGGCCAUUUUCCUCGAGUUUCUUCCCGGGUCUCACCAGUACCUUUUGACUGUGCUGUCGAUCAAUUGGGCCCUCGCACAGGUGCUCGCCAACCUGGUCGCAUGGCCUCUAAUCGGGGAAAUGACCUGUUCAUCCGCAGAAACUUGCAGCCGGUCCUCCAAUAUGGGCUGGAGGUACUUUCUCAUCACGAUGGGCGGCCUGGCUCUACUCAUGUGUCUGGCGCGAUUGGUCUUUUUCACCCUUUUCGAGUCCCCAAAGUUUCUCAUGGGCAAAGGCCGAUACGAAGAGUCCGUCGCUGUCAUCCAUGAAGUCGCGCGCCGAAACGGAACCACAUCGUCUCUGUCCGUAGAAGACUUGCUCGACGAGUGUACUACCUCUGGCACCGACACCACUGCAAUACCAACAGCGCCGACUUCUCCUCGUGGGCUGAGCGCAGCCGAUCAGCUCCGCAUGCGUCUCGAGCCACUCACGGCGCCCUACAUUCGCGCACUCUUCAGCAGCCCCCGUCGCGCCUGGACGACGAGUCUCAUGAUCCUCAUCUGGGCCCUGAUCGGGUUAGGCUUUCCUCUCUACAACAACUUUCUCCCCUACCUGCAACAGACCCGGGGAGUCCAAUUCGGCGAUGGCUCCACAUACAUCACCUACCGGAACUCCCUCAUCAUUGCCGCGGUCGGAGUGCCCGGGAGUCUUGUCGGUGGCGUAAUGGUCGAGCUGCCGCGUUUCGGGAGAAAGGGUACGUUGUGCCUCGCUACAUUAUCAACCGGUGCGUUCCUGCUCGCCUCCACAACGGCGACCACCUCGGGUGCCCUCUUGGGGUGGAACUGUGCCUACAGCUUCACCAGCAGUCUGCUGUACGCGGUGCUGUACGCAUACACGCCGGAGAUCUUCGAGACGCAGCACCGUGGCACGGGGAACGCGUUGGUCGGCGGUGCGAAUCGUAUCGGGGGCAUCCUGGCGCCGAUUAUCGCGAUGGUUGCCAAUGUACAGACCUCCGUGCCGGUGUACAUCAGUGGAGGCAUGUUCCUGCUCGCCGGGCUGUUGGUGCUCCUGAUUCCCUACGAGACAAGGGGCAGGAUGAGCUUGUAAUACCCUACCUCUGUCGGAAGACUAGUACAAAUGCCGGGUUGGUCACAUACCUCAGGGAUGGAUGAUGUUGUGUUCGUACGACGCGUCGAUUGUACACGGCAGGUUACCUACAUUGCAGACAUAGUUGUGAGUGGCAGGGGAUGCCACCAGUCAUAGUCGACAGGAGCAGAAAAGAGGAAAGCAAAAGCAGGCCACCUACGGACCCUGUCCGCCCCGUAAAGAAAAGACUCCUUGCCCCCUUCAUCCCCGUAGAUGC